ACUUUUUGUCUGAGAUCACAUCCGCCGUAAACAACAAUAAGGAAGUGGAGCGGGUCCUAAAGUGUAAAAUGAGACCGUCACGCUAACUUUAUUGAGAGUGAUUUUUCAUUUUCGACGUGCACAAGUCCGGAUUAUAAUGCAAUAGAGUUCAAUUCUCACAAGCGACGAUGGAGGGCUCUAAGUCGUCGAGCACAACCAUGCAGGUGAGCUUCGUGUGUCAGCGAUGCUGUCAACCCCUCAAAUUGGACACGUCCUUCAAUGUGCUCGAUCGAGUCACUAUCCAGGAACUUAUUGCUCCGUUGGUCACAGUGACACCGAGCAAACAGGUUGACAGCAGUGAGGGGGAGACAGCACCAGAGGAAACCUUUGUCGAAAACAAGCAAGAUGGGGUGUCAAGAAAAUACAUACCUCCUGCACGGAUGAUGUCCACAGAGAGUGCCAAUAGCUUCACACUGAUUGGAGAAGCAUCUGAUGGAGGAACAAUGGAGAAUCUUAGUCGGAGGUUGAAGGUGACCAGUGAUCUGUUUGACAUCAUGUCAGGCCAGACUGAUGUGGACCAUCCACUAUGUGAGGAAUGUACUGACACUCUACUGGACCACUUGGACACACAGCUCAACAUUACAGAGCAUGAAUGCCAGAAUUACAAGCAGUGUCUGGAGUUGCUGUCACACCUGCAGGUGGAGGAAGAGGAGACCCUACUAGCAGAGCUGCAGCAGCUAAAAAAGCAGGAGGAGGCUCUGGUCUUGGAGCUGGAAGAAGUAGAGGGGCAGAGGGCUACUGUGGCUCAGGACCUGGCCCAGAGCAGGAUUCGCUCUCAGCAGCUGGACACAGAGGAGCUACAGUACCAGAAGGAGUACAGUGAGUUUAAACGGCAGCAGCUGGAACUGGAUGAUGAGUUGAAGAGUGUUGACAACCAGAUGCGUUACUGCCAGACUCAGCUAGAUCGCCUGAAAAAGACCAAUGUCUUCAAUGCCACUUUUCAUAUCUGGCACAGCGGCCAGUUCGGUACCAUCAACAAUUUUCGUCUGGGCCGACUCCCCAGCGUCCCAGUGGAGUGGAAUGAGAUCAACGCAGCCUGGGGGCAGACGGUGCUGCUGCUGCACGCUCUGGCUAACAAAAUGGGACUGCGCUUUCAGAGAUAUCGUCUUGUCCCAUAUGGAAACCACUCAUACUUAGAGUCGCUGACAGACAAGUCCAGGGAGCUUCCUCUUUACUGCUCAGGUGGCCUGAGGUUCUUCUGGGACAAUAAAUUUGACCAUGCAAUGGUGGCCUUCCUGGAUUGUGUCCAGCAGUUCAAAGAGGAGGUCGAAAAAGGAGACACUGGCUUCUGCCUCCCUUACAGGAUGGAUGUGGAGAAGGGCAAGAUCGAGGACACAGGUGGCAGCGGAGGCUCCUACUCCAUUAAAACCCAGUUUAACUCUGAGGAGCAGUGGACAAAAGCGCUUAAGUUUAUGCUCACCAACCUGAAGUGGGGACUGGCCUGGGUCACCUCACAGUUCUACAACCGAUAAACCUGUCAGACAGUCCCUUGGAUUGAGUUUUGCAUAUGCCCCUUUGAUAAAUGGAUUUUGUGUGAAUCUUACUUGGCCAAAGGAAAAGAAAUGGUUGUGUGUGUGCACCAUCUUGCAGGUCCUAUCAGGACUACUUUUCUCCUGUAGGUUGUCUGUGUUUUUACAUGUUACAAAGAGAAGGUAAUUCCAGUUUGUUCUGCAAAGUGGAGAUUAUAAACUGUGAGCUGUAGUCAUGUUGCUCAAAGCAAACAGGAUAAGUUAACUAUUUGUUCCUUUUUGUGUGCUUCACUAAUACCUGGAAUUUUCAAUUCUGUUGACAGUUUUACACUUCCUCAUGCUAGAAUGUACUUUAAAACAAAUGUUCCCCAAAUUCACUUGUAACCACUCACUUUCAGGGUAUCCUUGGUCUUUUGUUGCAUUGCAUACCUUUGAAAUCACUUUGUAGCUCUCACCACAGUUUGUCAAUUAUAUAAGCUGUAAUUUUGAUGUGAUAAUUAUAGUGAAGAUAGGAUUUUUAAUAAAUAACAGUUAAGUAUUCAACAGGAGUCAGUAUUCCAUUAACCUUGAGUGCUGUUAUCACGUUUGCCAAUAACACACAUACUUUGCAGGCAAACUUGUAUUUAGAGAAAACAAUAGAGCUACUUUGUUAAUAGUCUGAACCAUUACAUGAAUUCUUAGAUAUAAUGAAUACUUUUAACAGUGGGAUCUGAAUUAAUAAAUCUGAAACAAAAUGAACAGUGUGCUG
Messenger RNA from Monopterus albus (swamp eel), 2256 nucleotides. RefSeq names its product beclin 1, autophagy related (gene becn1). The transcript has 12 exons. Gene Ontology annotation, cellular component: phosphatidylinositol 3-kinase complex, class III, type II; phosphatidylinositol 3-kinase complex, class III, type I; phagophore assembly site. Lineage: Eukaryota; Metazoa; Chordata; Actinopteri; Synbranchiformes; Synbranchidae. Gene Ontology annotation, biological process: autophagosome assembly; mitophagy; cellular response to nitrogen starvation. Bases 168 to 1511 code for a protein of 447 amino acids. Gene Ontology annotation, molecular function: protein-macromolecule adaptor activity; phosphatidylinositol 3-kinase binding. The record is from RefSeq and is a predicted model, not a curated record.